Messenger RNA from Ascoidea rubescens DSM 1968, 564 nucleotides. It is a transcript of the gene OCA1, whose product is annotated as putative tyrosine protein phosphatase OCA1. Gene Ontology annotation, biological process: protein dephosphorylation. The record is from RefSeq and is a predicted model, not a curated record. The transcript has a single exon. Gene Ontology annotation, molecular function: phosphatase activity. The coding region runs from base 1 to 564 and encodes 187 amino acids. Lineage: Eukaryota; Fungi; Ascomycota; Saccharomycetes; Ascoideales; Ascoideaceae.
AUGGGACAUUAUAACUCAAAAUAUUUAACCAAAAUUUCAAAUACGCCAUUAUUGAAAAUUGUUCCACCCUUGAAUUUUUGUCCUGUUGAAAGAUUUCUUUAUAGAUCAGGACAGCCAACUUCAAUAAAUUUCCCAUUUUUGAAAGAAUUAAAAUUGAAAAACAUUGUUUGGCUUGCUUCAGAAGACCCAAAUGACAAUUUUAUUGAAUUUGCUGAAGAUAACAACAUAAACCUAUACUAUGUUGGAAUCAACGCCGAUGGCUAUAAUAAUAAUCCAUGGGAUGGGCUUAGUGAAACCUCCAUUAAAGAAGCCAUUGAAAUAAUCGUGAAUAAAAACAACUAUCCUUUAUUAAUUUGUUGUGGAAUGGGCAGGCAUAGAACUGGUACAGUGAUUGGUUGCUUAAGACGAUUACAAGGCUGGAAUCUUGCCAGUGUUUCUGAAGAAUACAGAAGGUUUACUGGCUCAAGAGGUGGAAGAAUAUUAGUAGAGUUAUUGAUUGAAAAGUUUGAUGUAGACUCGAUCAAAAUCAACCCCAACCUAGCCCCAGAUUGGCUCAUGGGUUAG